Marasmius oreades (fairy-ring Marasmius) is the source of this 966-nucleotide messenger RNA. It is a transcript of the gene SNX3, whose product is annotated as Sorting nexin-3. The coding region runs from base 122 to 586 and encodes 154 amino acids. Lineage: Eukaryota; Fungi; Basidiomycota; Agaricomycetes; Agaricales; Marasmiaceae. The record is from RefSeq and is a predicted model, not a curated record. The transcript is spliced from 4 exons. Gene Ontology annotation, molecular function: phosphatidylinositol-3-phosphate binding. Gene Ontology annotation, biological process: endocytic recycling; late endosome to Golgi transport. Gene Ontology annotation, cellular component: early endosome membrane; retromer complex.
CCGUCAUCUGUCGUCGAGGUCACAGCACCGCCUCGCCCCAUCGCCUCAUUAUCCCUCUUCCCAACUUCAGCCAGAGAGCAAAGCGCAGCAAAUAUAGGUGAACAGACCUCAAAACAAGGAAAUGACAACUGUCUCACCAUUCGCGCGCGUAAGCGCAUUCGACGAAACUAUCGGUAGGGAGCAAACUAUCGAAGAAAUGUACAGCGUUCCUGAAAGCUUUUUGGAAAUCGAAGUCCGAAACCCGCAGACGCAUGGGUUUGGAAGGAAGAUGUAUACGGAUUAUGAGAUCGUGUGCAAGACCAACAUACCCGCAUUCAAACUUCGCCAUUCCUUGGUCCGAAGACGUUACUCCGAUUUCGAAGCUUUCCGAGACAUCCUUGAACGAGAAAGCACGAGAGUCAAUAUUCCUCCUCUUCCAGGAAAGGUUUUCACGAACCGGUUUUCGGACGAGGUCAUAGAGAGUAGGAGAGAAGGUUUGGAGAGGUUUUUGAGUAUUGUUGCUGGGCAUCCUUUACUACAGACGGGGAGUAAAGUUCUAUGCGCAUUCCUACAAGAUCCUGCUUGGGAUAAGGCUCAGUGGAUUUGAACUUGACGGGAACCCUGUAUCAACUUUACGAGCUUAACGCUUUCCACCGUUCCAUCAUCCACCAGUCGUACCAUUCGUCGCCUGGACAACUCAUACGUUCUGUAUAUCUAUCCCUACCACACAACCUCUGAUUUUGGAUUUUCGGGAUCUGAUACGUAUCGCCCCAAUUCCUAUUCCCAUAUUCCCCGCCUCCCGCUUUAACCAGGUCCAUAACGACCCUAUGAAACUUUGCAUACCGUGUCUUUAAUGCUGUUUUCUUCGUCCUACCUACCUUUUUCUUUUGUUCUUCAUUCCUUCGCUUUCUCCGUGUACAUAAGUAUGAACCAUGAAAUAUCAAGUACUUUAAAGGGUAUGGAUAAGUAUGUGAUAUUACUCGUGCU